AUUAUGUAUUUGGUGUCAUGAAACGAGUUUCUUUUAGUAGUGGACUUUUAUUUUGAAGUUAGGAAGCAAAGACACACAACUGCUGUAACUUGCACGGUAGGAGGCUGCAACAAGGAACUCUAAAUACUUGUAGUUAAAGUGUUAAAUAACUUGGUGUUAUUAGCGAAAUAAUAUGGGAAACGAUAGCAGAUUAUAAAAGAGACUUACUUGAGAAGUAUUGGUCCUUUUGGUCUUGGUUUUAGCUCUGUAAACGACCAUGGAUUAGCUAACUAGCCAGCUACCUUGAGUGUUUGUGCAUGAGUUGAGAGUUUUGUCCUUCUCACAGGAAAAUAAAAAAAGUGUGACCUCAGUAUGGACAAUAGCAACAUUUAUGUGCGAGAAAGAGGCAACCUUCGUCGUGUCAGUGACAUAGUCCUGGCUCAGCCAAAGCCAGUGUCCUCAUCAUGCAGAAGGACAAAUCCCUUUGUGCUGAGAAAAGAGCACUUCAUAUUCACCUACAAUGCAGAGGGGAGCCUGAGAUACACCACCAAAUCUCUCUUUGACAUCACUCUGCUAUUCGUGGCUGACAACAUUCACCAUGUGGAUUCCCUGGUGGGCUUUCCUGAGCAAAUAGGAGACAGGCUUUUUGCAGCAGCAGAGGAGAAUCGUGUCUUUCUAAACGCAGACAUCUCUCCAAAAGCUCUGCAGUUAUUCAGUGAUGCAUAUGGGGACAUGGUGCUUGGAUCCCUCUGUCUGAGAAAUAGAUUCCCACUCUUGCAUGAGAGGAUGGAUGAAAUAAAAACAUUUCAUAGUUUGAAGUCUCUGGAUCUGUUUGGCUGCAGACUGGGUGAUGAGCAUGAGAUAUUUCAGCAUCUAACAUCCAGCUCACUGGCAAGCCUAAUCCAGCUUUUCAUUGGUGGUAACAGCCUGUCAGAUGUCGGCCUACAAAGAUUAACUGCACCCAUCCGGAUGCUGAGGAAGGGACUGGACUGCCUUCAAUUACUUGAUGUUUCCCAUAACCCUAUCUCAGUGAGGACUCUAAGAUACCUCACAUGCCUCCCCAAACUUGAAAAUCUUGAUGUAUCUGGGACCAGUUUGAAGCUUGACACAGGGUUGAAGACAACCAUAUGGGACCUGUUGGGACUCAUUUAUUCUGAGAAACCACUGGACACCUUUGAUCACUCCAGAUGUAAAACAGAAGGUUGGGCUGAGCAGGUUGUAAACCAGUGGGAAACAAAUAACUCACAAAUGCCAAAACAGAAGAAAAUUGAUGAAUCCAGAACAUCAGCACUUCGCUUUUUCGGCAGGCAGAAGUUUGUCAGAGAAGUACUGAAAGCAAGACCUUUGGUAUGUGAGAGCGAGGAAGAGGACAAGAGAGAGAGACUGCAUUUCUUCAGACCUGCAGCAAACAGUCACAUACCCGACAAACAGACUCCUUCCACAACAAAGCAGCAAGCGAAGCCUUCCUGGCACAACGUCAAAAAAAGGCAGCGUCAGUCAGAAAGUUGUGACAGUUCACGUCAAAGUCCUCCAAUGAAACGUUUGUCCUCAUCGGCUCCUCUCACUGUAGAGGACAUUGACUUGCUGAACAGCUACUGAGGUAUGCGUCCAUGCAGCAUUCUACAAAGAGCGGAGCUUGAGUAUGUCGCUUAACCGGUAACAUUUAGGUUCAAGAUGAUUCACACUGGUGAACUGUAAACACUUUUUUUCCUGGAUACAGGUGGCGAUGUUUAUGUAUUUUUAUAAAUAAAGUUUAGUAUUUUGUAUGUG
Molecule: messenger RNA, 1749 nt
Organism: Sebastes umbrosus (honeycomb rockfish)
Lineage: Eukaryota; Metazoa; Chordata; Actinopteri; Perciformes; Sebastidae
Gene: lrrc42
Product: leucine rich repeat containing 42
Exons: 7
Coding region: 352-1578 (408 amino acids)
Source: RefSeq, a predicted model, not a curated record